This is a messenger RNA of Hermetia illucens (black soldier fly), 1943 nucleotides long. RefSeq lists its product as uncharacterized. The record is from RefSeq and is a predicted model, not a curated record. Bases 1 to 1791 code for a protein of 596 amino acids. NCBI's taxonomy places the organism in Eukaryota, Metazoa, Arthropoda, Insecta, Diptera, Stratiomyidae. The transcript has 8 exons.
AUGAAUCGCUUUGUGUUGUGUUUUGUUAAUAUGCUCGUAUUUGGAUUUGGAGUCAAUACAAGUAUCAUUCACACUAAUUUGGAUAAGAGUGUUGAGGACUUUAAAACAGUGGACCUAAGUGGCAUGUUUAAUUAUCCGCCUGAUGAAAAAAGAGAGUUGAAAAUGGACUAUCGCCGAAAAUAUCAACUACGAUUUGAUCCAGCUUCUUUGAAACAAAGCCCUAGUCUGCCCAUUCCGAAUUUUCCAACGAACGAUGGAGAGUUCAAUAUUGACGAUUUAGCGGCUCAACUACCCAAUUCGAUUCCUCCGGGGUUCCCUGCAUUACCAGCUAAUUUUCCUCAAUCGAUACCCAAUGCAGCUCCAAAUGGAAUCAAUAAUAACUUUCCCACUUCUCCUAUCACUCCUGGCACCUUCAAUAAUAAUACGCUACCUAGUCCCCAGACUAACCCUAUAUCGCCUCCCAAUGUCAACAAUAAUUUUAUACCACCGCCACCAAACUUUUUCGCAAACCAAACAAACAGUUUACCCAGUAAUCCUAACCAAUUUACGACCAUAAAUCCGAAUAUAGGAUUUCAGACUCCCGUGCCUAGCUUUCUUCCCAACCUAAACCCCAUACCCACUCUUCAAAACGCUCUUGCCAUCAACUCUGCUAUUCAGCCGUUGGCAGCUAUAAUACCCCAAAGCCAACCGGCAUUCGCGACAAACAUUGCCCGACCUGUCAAAAAACCACAACCCACUCCUACAUUUGUGAAAAGGCCGGAAAGUAGCAGGGGCUUUUUAAAUUUGUUUGACGUUAUCAAGUUUAAGAAUGAACCGUGCAGUGGCUCCUUAAAUCGUAUUCGUUGGAUCAAUGGGACGUGCUUCUAUAAAUCAGAGUGUAUUGAACGUGGUGGAGUUAUAGCAGGAUCAUGUGCCGAUGGAUAUGGAGUUUGUUGCGUUUUUAAAUAUGGAUGCGGAAGUGAAACACAGGAGGAAAUAAGCUACCUAGAAAGCCCAAACUAUCCACUGGCUACAUCGCAACCUCUCACUUGUGGGUUCGUUUUGCAUUUACAACCGGGAAUUCAACAAGUGAGGAUUGACUUACUCUUCUUCGAGCUAAGACAACCAGUACUAGGGAACUGCGUUGAUGAUCAAUUCGUCGUGUCCGGACAAAAUAAGAACUUCCUGGUUCCAAUAAUUUGCGGCAUUAAUAGCGGUCAACAUAUGUAUAUAGAUGUUGAUACGGCGCCUGAAAGGCAACUUCAAAUAUCGGUUGUUGGGAGGAGUGCUGCGCCUAGAGGUUUUAGUAUAAGAAUUAUACAGCUACGAUACUACUUAGCACCGAGAUAUUGUCUACAGUAUUUCACGGAACCUACAGGAUAUAUCAAAUCAUUUAACUAUGAUAACGUUGGCAAUAUUGUAGAAGGAAGGAUGGCUUCUUACUUGAAUAAUUUAAACUAUGCUAUCUGCAUUGAACGAAUGCCUGAUAAAUGUUCAAUCACAUACACAAAUCAAGUUGCUGAAGGAGAAUUGCCGUUUCAACUUAUAAACGUUAACGAACAAAUGGUGCCGCUCGUACCACCAGGACUGGCCGGAGUGGAUGUUUUCAACUGUCCAGAUGAUUUUAUUGCCGUCAACAGCGUCCAUUUGUGCGGCAGCAAGCUCAACGAUGGAAGUGUUUCACAAAAUUUCAAUGAAAAUGCUCCAGUAACAGAAUAUGGUGCGGGUCCUAUAGUUAUUCCCUUCCAAUCGGAUGAGGCGGUGGUAGGACGUGGAUUCAAACUCAUUUAUUAUCAAGAAGCAUGCGACUGAUGGCUCCCGUUAAUACUAAGGAUCGUUUUAUUUAUUUUAUUUAUUCAGCUUAGCAUUAAUUUUAAUGAAAUUCAGGAUACUUAAUAUACCUUAUAAUUUGCACUACUUUUUACACAUUCUUUGUAAAUUCCAGAAAUAUAUUCUUGAAUCAA